AUGCGAGGAAGAUCUCAUAAGCCAAAGCACGAAGGCCUAUGUCGGAGAGAGACGCUUCCAAGGGGUGAGGGAAGUGCGGCUGAGAAUGAAUUUGUGGUUGCCGUAAAGCUGGAGAUGGUGGAGGACGGCGACAUAUUGACAACGGCGUCGACGUUGGUGGUCGAAGAGAAGGAGAAGGGGGUGAAUGGAAAAGAAGAAGCUACCGCUUCCGUCACUUACAGUACUUUCCACGGCUUCUAUGGUAGACCCGUUAAAUUGGUUUCAUCGCUGAAAUCGGUUUUGUAUUCGGUGCUACCCCUUUUUGUUACUCUUGUUGUUAUGAAUGUACUCGUGGGUUUGAUUGUAUUGGGUUUUGGGGUCUUUGUGGGUUUGGUGUAUAAAGGGGUACAGAUUUUAGGGUUUGAAAUUGAGUACGAGUCCAAUUACUUUCUGUGUUUCGCUGUUUUCGUCAUGGUUUUGGCUGUGUCGGUUUUAAUUUACUUGACGGUGGAGUGGUCGUUGGCUUAUGUGGUUGUGGUGUUGGAAUCCAAAUGGGGGCUUCAGCCAUUGAAAAGGAGUGCGUGUUUGAUAAAGGGAAUGAGAUGGGUCGCGCUAGCGGUGAUGUUCUCGUUCGGGAUCUUGAUAGGGCUUUUUGCAAUGGCGAGCUCGUCUUUGGUUUUGAAUGCUGGAUAUAUUCGAGGAGGGCGGCUUAGCUGGGCAUUUGUAUUGCAGACAGUGGUGUGCUCGGGUUUUAUGACUGUUUUGAUGCUUUACAGUGUGGCUGCACAUACAGUGCUGUAUAUGUACUGCAAGGCCUUGCAUGGGGAAUUGGCAUUUGAUAUUGCGGAGGAGUUCGCUCGUGAAUACCUCAGCUUGCCGUUUGAUGAUGGGAAGGUUCCUCAUGUUGUUUAUGUUGUUCCCCAUUGA
Molecule: messenger RNA, 906 nt
Organism: Fraxinus pennsylvanica
Lineage: Eukaryota; Viridiplantae; Streptophyta; Magnoliopsida; Lamiales; Oleaceae
Source: the annotation of a GenBank genome assembly